Molecule: messenger RNA, 428 nt
Organism: Conger conger (European conger)
Lineage: Eukaryota; Metazoa; Chordata; Actinopteri; Anguilliformes; Congridae
Product: histone H4
Exons: 1
Coding region: 27-338 (103 amino acids)
Biological process (GO): nucleosome assembly
Cellular component (GO): nucleosome
Molecular function (GO): structural constituent of chromatin; DNA binding; protein heterodimerization activity
Source: RefSeq, a predicted model, not a curated record
AAAGGCAGAACUCGAUUAUUUGAAGCAUGUCUGGGCGCGGUAAAGGUGGAAAAGGUCUGGGGAAAGGAGGCGCCAAGCGUCAUCGCAAAGUUCUCCGUGAUAACAUUCAGGGGAUUACGAAGCCAGCGAUUCGUCGUUUAGCUCGCCGUGGAGGAGUAAAGCGUAUAUCCGGUCUCAUUUACGAAGAGACUCGUGGAGUCCUGAAGGUGUUUUUGGAGAAUGUGAUCCGCGAUGCCGUCACCUACACUGAGCACGCCAAGAGAAAGACCGUCACCGCUAUGGAUGUUGUUUAUGCUCUGAAGCGUCAGGGUCGCACUCUGUAUGGCUUCGGUGGGUGAACGUUAACGCUCAUUAAAUACUUUCUGAAACUACCCAAAGGUUCUUCUCGGAGCCACCCACUCCUACGAUUAAAAAGUCGAAUUUCCUCA